Schistosoma turkestanicum is the source of this 1432-nucleotide messenger RNA. The record is from the annotation of a GenBank genome assembly. NCBI's taxonomy places the organism in Eukaryota, Metazoa, Platyhelminthes, Trematoda, Strigeidida, Schistosomatidae.
AUGAUUUUCUCUCUCCCUUUUCAGUGUGAUCCAAACCUCACAGUUCGUUGUGUUUUUAUUGAAUGUCUCAAUACAAAAUUGCCACGUAUUGCUCUCUAUGCGUCUAGAUUCAUAAGGAAAGGUGAAGAACUUACAUUUGACUACAACAUGACCGGUGCCGUGGUUUCAGAUGCUAGUGGAGUUGCUGAUAAUGCUGGAGAAGCAGAAACGCCUUCGGAAGCUCAGUCAGCGCCAUCUAAUAAUGGUGGGAAGAGUCCGACCCCAUCUUCUUCCUCGGUUGAUGUAACUCCUGACACGAGCAGUGAGGUAUCGUUCGAUAGUAAAUCACUAGGAUCUAAAGUCGCCUAUAUUUUAUCAAUAAUUGAUAUCUACAGAAUUCUUUUAUUAAUUCAACAAAUAAAUGGAAGUAUCAUUGUAUUAUGUAUGAAUUCUGUUAUUCAUAAUAUCAGGAACACGGGAUCAAUACACGACCAUUGAAUGUACUUGAUAAUUCGUUCCAUUAUUUCCACUACUUUUAAUAUGACAAAUGUUUUUUGAACAUUUCUCUACUCGUUGUAUUCACAUAAAACAUAAUUAUCUUUUAUUUGAAUGUGUGAAGUGGGUAAAAAUUAUGAUACAAACUGUCUGACAGAGACAGAUAGCCAGACAGGCAGAUACAACGCGAACCUUCGUACGUACGUGCAUCAGUUCAGGUUGCCAGACCGCAUUAGCACAGAGACGCAAUUGUCAGUUCAAAUCCAAUAGUGAUGGAGACAGUAGAAGUAUUAGCAGUAAUGGCGAAUAUUAUAAAGCGAAGAUAUGGUUGGAGAAGUAUAAUCCAGUGAGAUAACUUUAGAAAGAGAAAGAUAGAGAUUAUGAGGAAUUCAGGAGGUUAGAAUUCGGGAGAACACAAUGAAUGAAUGCAACUCCUCCAUUGUAAAUGAUUUUGAGCCUUGUCGUUCAAGGUCUCUAACGGUUGGUGACUUACGUCUCGCGGACGCCAACCAGGUUACCUACAUCUAUCAACAUGACUCAGUCCACUUGUCAGUGACUUCAUGGAUUUCUGCCAUGUUUUGGUUUGGCCACCCCUAGUUUUCUUCCAAUCUACUCCUGCACCACAAAACAUCGUCGAGGCAGUCGGUGGUCGGGCACUGGUAACACAUGUCCCAACCACCUCAACUGAUAAAGUUUCAAUACUUCACCUAUUGAUUUGCUAUCCAUAACUGUCUGGCAUUUAACUUAGUAAUUUUUGCAACUUAUAGCGAACACUUAAGUACUAUAGACAGUCAGUAUACAGCCCGGGGCUAGACAGAGUUCAAUGGAAGUUCAUGUUCAACGCGUUCGUGGUGUACUGUACGCUAGCGAUUUCCAUGUCUUUUGAGUUUUACAACCCUGUUCCAUCCCCUUCAUAAUGUGAAAAGUAAGAUUUUCAAACGUUUUUCAUGCUCCUCGG